This is a messenger RNA of Triticum turgidum subsp. durum (durum wheat), 249 nucleotides long. The record is from the annotation of a GenBank genome assembly. NCBI's taxonomy places the organism in Eukaryota, Viridiplantae, Streptophyta, Magnoliopsida, Poales, Poaceae.
AUGAAGCUAGUGAUGUGCUUGUGCAUCUUCAUCGUUCUCGUCAUCACCUCCUCGCCUAUCGCGGUCUCCGGCGACCGUCCGCUGAUGCUGGGCCGACGGUGCCUGCAGGACACCGUGGUCAUCGGCGGCGGCCCAACCCCGACAGGGGCGAGCACCACAGGGACGUUGCCGCGUGACGCGGCGCCGGACAUAUCUGUUGAUAGGUCGAAGAGGCUCAGCCCCGGGGGAUCUAACCCCCAGCAUCACUGA